AUGGCCAAGGAGACAGAGCUGAUGGGUGAUGCAGCCACAAAGAAAAGGAAGGUCCCCAUACCACCCACCUCUGCAGCCCACACAUCCUGGCAAGAGCACCCUGGGAACCACAAGCUUGAGCACUCUGCGCUUGAGUUUCCAGGCCACCGAGUGGGCAAGAAAAAGAGAGAACAGCCCGUGUUUAUCGUGGGUGCCAAGGCCUCUGACACCCGGUCGUGCAGACUGAGAUGGUGCUCAGUGACCUGGUGUGGCCGAGGCCAGCCCCUGAUGGAGGGAGAAGGGAGUGGUGUGAUUCAGGGCCCCCGAAUCCAGGAGGAGCUCAUCUUAGCUAAUUACGUCGGCAAAGAUACUGUCCAAGUCGCCCAGAGAAAGGGGGUCAAGAGCCUGUCUUCUCUCGAGCCGGAGGUCCUGUCCGUUUUCGUGCCUCCGUUCGUCAGUAAGGAGGACGGAGCGGCGGCUGGCGUGAACUGUGCAACUCUGGGAAAGCCCAGGAGGCGCUCCUUCCGGAAGAAGAGAGAGCGGCCCAAAGCUGAGCCCUGGAGGGGCCUCCCGGGCGGCCCCAGGGGCCCGGACCCCGAGGACGUCAGCGUCCCCAACGGCGUGGACCUGCUGGCCCUGCCGCAGCUGUGCUUCCCUGGGGGCGUGUGUGUGGCCUCUGAGCCCAAGGAGGACUGUGUCCAUUUUCUGGUGCUGACCGACGUCUGCGGCAACAGAACCUAUGGCGUGGUUGCCCAGUACUACCGACCCUUGCACGACGAGUACUGUUUUUACAAUGGCAAGACGCACUGGGAGGUGUCGGGACCGAGCGGGGGCGCAGCCGGCUGCUUCAUACCCUUCGCCGUGUGUGUCGUCUCCAGAUUCCCCUAUUACAACGCCCUCAAGGACUGCCUGUCCUGUUUAUUGACUCAUCUGAAGUUCUGUAAAGAUUUUGAAGUUGACAAUCACAUAAAAGAUUUUGCUGCAAAACUGUCUUUAAUACCGAGCCCGCCACCUGGACCUCUCCAUUUGAUAUUUAACAUGAAACCACUACAGAUCGUGUUUCCCUCGAGAGCGGACCCCGAAAGCCCGCUCAUCGACCUGGACCUUCACCUGCCCUUACUGUGCUUCAGACCCGAGAAGGUGCUGCAGAUCCUCACAUGCCUCUUGACGGAGCAGCGCGUCGUGUUCUUCUCGUCCAGCUGGGCUCUGCUGACGCUGGUGGCCGAGUGCUUCAUGGUCUACCUGCACCCCCUGCAGUGGCAGCACACGUUCGUGCCCAUCCUGUCGGGGCAGAUGCUGGACUUCCUCAUGGCGCCCACAUCCUUCCUCAUGGGCUGCCACCUCGACCACUUUGAAGAAGUCAGCAAGGAAGCCGACGGCCUGAUUCUGAUAAACAUCGACAGUGGCAGCAUCGCGCACUUGAGCAAGGAGGAUGCCGCUGUCCCCGACAUCCCUCUCCUGGCUGCGCAGACAUUUGUCCAGAGGGUCCAGACCCUGCAGCUGUACCACGAGCUGGACCUCGCCCACCUCUGCGCCAGCACUGACCUGAACGAGGACCGAGCCUCUCGGCGGGCCUGGCAGCAGGGACUCAACCACCAGAUACAGCAGAUCACCGUGCACCUGCUUGUCAGCAUCUUCAGGGAUGUGAAGAAUCACUUAAAUUAUGAACAUCGUGUGUUCAACAGUGAAGAGUUCCUCAAAACCAGAGCCCCAGGGGACCAGGCCUUCUAUAAACAGGUCUUGGAUACCUACAUGUUCCACGCUUUCCUCAAGGCCCGGCUCAGCAGAAGGAUGGACGCCUUUGCCCAGAUGGACCUCCACACGCAGUCCGAGGAGGACAGGAUAAAUGGGACACUCCUAAGUCCGAGAAGACCGACGAUCGAGAAGAUGGCCAGCCGCAAGUCCUCGUCGCUGCAUGCGGCCGACAGGCGCAUGGUGGUCAGCAUGCCCAACCUGCAGGACAUCGUGGUUCCCGAGCUGCCGCCCCGCAACUCGUCGCUUCGGAAAAUGCACACCUCGGAUUGUGGGAGCAGCCAUGCAGUUCUGAGUGUGGCCCCCAAGUCCACGCACACCUUCAAGAUCCCGGAAGUCCACUUCCCGCUGGUGGGCCAGUGUGUGCAGGCGUUCCACGCGGACUGCGCCGCCCAGCUGACCAAGGCCAUGGGCUCGCUGCCGCCCGAGAGCUCGGCGCUCCUGGCCGGGUUCCUCUACCUGCGCGGGCUCGUCCGCCUGACGCAGGGCCAGCUGCUGGGCGCGCUCCUGGACUUUCAGAGCCUAUACAAGACGGACGUGCGGAUCUUCCCCGCCGACCUCGUCCAGAGGACGGUGGAGUCCCUGUCGGGGCCCGAGCGCGUGCAGGCGGAGCGGACGCCCGAGCUGCGGAGGCUCAUGAGCGAGGUCAUGGACAAGCCCGCGGACGCCCCCAAGGCCGACGACCGCGUCAAGCACUUCGAGCUGCCCAGGACGCACAUGCAGCUGGACGACUUCGUGAAGAGGGUCCAGGAGUCGGGCAUCGUGAAGGACGCCGGCACCAUCCACCGGCUGUUCGCCGCACUGACCGUAGGGCACGAGAAACAGAUUGACCCGGAAACAUUCAAGGAUUUCUACAACUGCUGGAAGGAGGCAGAAGCAGAGGCCCAAGAAGUCAGUCUGCCUUUGUCCGUGAUAGAACACCUGGAUAAAAACGAGUGUGUCUAUAAGCUGUCCAGCUCCGUCAAGACGAACCGCGGCGUGGGCAAGAUCGCCAUGACCCAGAAGCGCCUGUUCCUCCUGACCGAAGGGAGACCGGGCUACGUGGAAAUUUCCACCUUCAGAAACAUAGCGGAAGUCCGGAGCACCACGGUGGCUUUCCUGCUCCUGAGAAUUCCCACCUUAAAAGUCAAAAUGGUGUCCAAGAAGGAAGUCUUUGAAGCUAACCUCAAGAACGAGUGUGACCUGUGGCACCUGAUGGUGAAGGAGAUGUGCGCUGGGAAGAGGCUGGCCGAUGAGUACAAGGACCCCCAGUACGUGCAGCAGGCGCUGACCCACGUCCUGCUGAUGGAUGCUGUCGUCGGGGCGCUGCAGUCGCCCGGGGCCGUGUACGCUGCCUCCAAACUGUCUUACUUCGAUAAGAUGAAGAACGAGAUGCCCCUGGCCGUUCCCAAGACGACCUCGGAGACGCUGAAGCACAAGAUAAACCCGUCGGCGGGUGAGACAACCCCACGCGGCGUGGACGUCCUGCUCUACACCCCAGGGCAUCUGGACCCAGCAGAAAAAAUUGAGGACGCUCACCCCAAACUAUGGUGUGCUCUGGACGAAGGCAAGGUGAUUGUGUUCGAUGCUUCCUCGUGGACGGUCCACCAGCACUGCUUUAAAGUGGGCACUUCUAAGCUGAACUGCAUGGUGAUGGCGGAGCAGAGCCAGGUGUGGGUCGGCUCCGAGGACUCCGUCAUCUACAUCAUCAACAUCCACAGCAUGUCCUGCAACAAGCAGCUCACGGACCACCGCUCCAGCGUCACGGGUUUGGUCGUGCAGGAUGGAGCUCAGGCGCCGAGGGAGGUGUACUCGUGCAGCAUGGACGGGACGGUCCUGGCCUGGAACGUGAGCACGCUGCGGGUGACCAGCAGGUUCCAGCUGCCGAGCUGCGGGCUCUCGUCCAUCAGACUGCACAGCGACCGCCUGUGGUGCUGUACUGGUACCAGCAUCAUGCUCGUGACCACGAAUGGAUUUGUCCGUCAGGAACUGAAGAUCAACGAGAACUUCACAGAGAUAAGCACCUCCUUCCUGGGUUUCCAGCUCGUACCCGAGGAGCAGCUCUGGGCGGCCUGUGCUGGGUACGGCGACCUCUACAUUUGGAGCCUGAGGGACCUGGCCCAGCCCCCCCAGAGGAUCCACCUGCCCGACUGCUCCGAGGUCAACUGCAUGAUCAGGGUGAAGAAGCAGAUCUGGGUGGGCGGCACCGGGCUGUCGCAGGGAAGGUCCAAGGGUAAGAUCUACGUGGUCGACACCGAGAGGAAGACGGUGGAGAAAGAGCUGGUGGCCCACGCGGACACGGUGAAGACCCUGUGCUCCGCGGAGGACAGAUACGUGCUGAGCGGGUCCGGCCGCGAGGAAGGGAAGAUCGCCAUCUGGAAAGUCGAGUGACCUGGGCGCCCGUGGGAGCGGCGCUGAGCCCUGCGAGGGAGCGGCGUGCCUUCGGCCGGCUUUCUGGAGCCUUCCCAGAGAAGGCGGGUCCCCACCUGCCCAGCGGUGAGCGGGGCGUGGCCAGUGCAGGCGCCUGCUCGGCGCUCGGGCCUCAGUUACCAGGCCUGUAAUAUCGGACUUUCUCUCUCGGGCUUAACGGAUUUAACUGUACCGUUUCAGGUUGGGUUGCCUGUCAGUUAACCUCCGCUGAGAAGUCACCCCUGCGUUGUCUAGGCAGUUUCAGAAUCCACGACCUGGGCCAGCACCGGGCCAGCUGGAAGCAGUUUAGCCAAAGCACACGCGACCCGCAGACCUCAGGGCUCUGGUCUUGCCUUUCCCUGGCUUCACUCACUCAUUCACUCACCAAAUGCUGAAGCCGACAGCCCCACACUGACCUCUCGUUUCCAGCAAAGCUCACAAGAAGGGGCGUUUUUAAAUGGCCGCUUUGUGGUUGAACAGGUUUGCGCCUGCCCUCACUGUCCACCAUCAGAGCAGGUGACCAGGAUCUGCCCCAGGGAGGAGACAACACUAUGAUAAGGCUGUCUGGACAGGGCUGGGCCACUGAGGCAAGUUCUUUGCCUUAAAAACAAACAAACAAAAAGAAUGCAACAAUUUUGGAAUGAGGAAACCCAGAGACUUUUUUCUACCAAAGAUCAGAGCUCCAUCUAAAAUCAUGUACAGACUCAGCAGACGCUAAUGUAUAUUUCUGCUCCAUGUGCAUCUUGUGUGCAUAGCAUGUAUGUAUAUGUAGACGGUGCCUUACUAUUUAAUUGAAGAUAAUCUUACUAGCUAUAAAAAAGUAUUUGCAAAAAA
Molecule: messenger RNA, 4953 nt
Organism: Vicugna pacos (alpaca)
Lineage: Eukaryota; Metazoa; Chordata; Mammalia; Artiodactyla; Camelidae
Source: RefSeq, a predicted model, not a curated record